GUGCUGGUGCCGUGCCGUGCCGGUGACGAGUUGCAUCCUGGGAAAGCCGUUUCCGGGUUCGGCGGUGUUUGCCGCGCCCGGGCUCUGCGCCCAGGUUCACCUCGUCUCUCCCGACCGAGCCUUUUCCGCCCCCGGCAGCGUUUUGGCUCAUCUGCCCUCCCGCAGGGGUUAAGGCUGGCGCCAUGGACGUUAACCAGCCCAAGCAGGAGCACUUGCUGGCUCUGAAAGUGAUGAGGCUAACCAAACCUACUUUGUUCACUAAUGUUCUGGUGACUUGUGAAGAAAGAGAUUUGCCAGGUAGUUUAUUUAACCAACUCAUGAAAGAUGAUCCUUCUACUGUAAAGGGAGCAGAAACUUUGAUGCUAGGAGAAAUGCUGACUUUGCCUCAAAAUUUUGGAAAUAUAUUUCUGGGAGAGACAUUUUCCAGCUACAUUAGUGUACACAAUGAUAGUAAUCAAGUUGUCAAGGACAUACUGGUGAAGGCUGAUCUUCAGACAAGUUCUCAGCGCUUGAACCUUUCAGCUUCUAGUGCGGCAGUGGCAGAACUUAAGCCUGACUGUUGCAUUGAUGAUGUGAUCCAUCAUGAAGUAAAGGAGAUAGGAACACACAUCUUAGUUUGUGCAGUAAGUUACACUACGCAGACAGGAGAGAAGAUGUACUUCAGAAAGUUCUUCAAAUUUCAGGUUCUUAAACCACUAGAUGUGAAAACCAAAUUCUACAAUGCUGAGAGUGACCUCAGUUCUGUGACAGAUGAAGUGUUUCUGGAAGCUCAGAUUCAGAAUAUCACCACCUCUCCAAUGUUUAUGGAGAAAGUGUCUUUAGAGCCAUCUAUGAUGUACAAUGUUGCAGAACUGAACACCGUUGACACAGCAGGGAAAAGUGAGUCUACUUUUGGCUCAAGGACUUAUUUACAACCUAUGGAUACACGUCAGUACUUAUACUGCCUAAAACCAAAGCAAGAAUUUGCAGAGAAAGCUGGAAUAAUAAAAGGUGUAACAGUGAUUGGUAAACUAGACAUUGUAUGGAAAACUAAUCUGGGUGAACGAGGAAGGCUGCAAACUAGCCAGCUCCAAAGAAUGGCGCCUGGUUAUGGCGAUGUAAGGCUUUCUUUGGAGACAAUACCAGACACCGUAAAUUUGGAAGAACCAUUUGACAUUACAUGUAAAAUAACAAAUUGCAGCAGUGAAAGGACUAUGGAUCUUGUUUUAGAAAUGUGCAAUACUAAUUCCAUCCACUGGUGUGGAGUUUCAGGAAGACAACUUGGAAAGCUGCACCCAAGUUCAUCCCUCCAUCUUGCACUUACGUUGUUGUCUUCAGUGCAGGGACUGCAAAGUGUCUCUGGCUUAAGACUUACGGACACAUUUUUGAAGAGAACAUAUGAGUACGAUGAUAUUGCGCAAGUCUGUGUAGUUUCUUCAGAAUUCAAACAAAGCUGAAGAAAAAAUUCUGUGUUUCUGCUGGGCUUUUUUUGAUCAACUUCUUGAUGUUUUUGCACCUGAAUCGUGUUAAAAUGUGUACAAACAAAACCAAAUCCCUAUAUAUCUAUAAAUGUAACUAUGCUUAUUUAAUUCCUCUGAGCAUUUUCUGAAUGUUUAAAAUCUUCUGAAAACAUGCAUAUACAUUUUGUCUACUGAAAAUAAAGCCUUUGAAAGAAAUGUAGCUCUAGCAAAUCAUAUUGCAUUAACAUCACUUUAGGGCAGGGGGAUGAGAUUGUUAUGGAAAAAGUAGCACUUUGUACUUAUUUUUAUUUUAAUUAUUUUUUAAUAUUUAAACAUUUUAAAAAUUGUGGUUCUGACAAAACUGCUUCAGUUUGAAGGAACUGUUGUUUUACAGACAAGUUCCUGGAAUCCAACCCCCUAAAAGAAAUACAUUGGUGUACCUGGCAUUGCAGUGUAUUUGCAUGGUACUUGCAUAGCCAUAAGAACUAGAGCCUUGUAAAGGCAUGAGGUGAGACAGUGCACCUGGCACUGUUGAGGUGCUAGCAGCUAGAAAGUGGAGUAUCAGCCAAAAAAUGUGCUCACUCCUUGGAAAGGAGUAGUACAGCAAAGCUGUCCCUAUUAGCUGCACUCUUGUGCAGAGUUGUGCAUCCCUGCAAUACAGGCCAUGCUCUGAACAGGCAUGUUACUUCCCAAUUAGUAGGGAACUGAAAACUAAAAUAGCAAAACUCGGGCAUUUUUUUUUUAUUGUUAAACUGAGGUGGUGCAAACUGUUUUCCUAUCCCAGACGCAUUUAAGUAGAUUUUUAGGGAAAUGAGGAGAAAACCCCUGCCUGGCUGCUCUAUAUCAUGUCCUCCAAAGCAUAUGCAGGAAGAAAUUCAGGACUUGGUUAAGCACUGAAAUGUACUUUUCUCUAGCUUUGUUUUGACAAAAGAUGGAAAUAUUUUUGACUGAAAUAUCUAAGGUCACCCAAAGGUAGCCAUUUAAUACAGAAAAUAGUGACUGGCUUUCCUAGUUUAACACUAGUUAAACUAGGGUUAAAGAUUCUACUCAGUGGCUUGUCAUAUUUCUUAGCUACCAUAUUGGCACUUAGCAACCUUAGUUAGUUUUGACAGUAUUUUACUUAAGGCUUUCCUGUGUAUAAAAUCUUUAAGUGUAGAAUUCAAUUUUAAAAUAUUGGAUAAAUUGAGGGAAUGAGUCCAUACACAGAAAAAAUAAAACUAUAUCCUGCACAUCUAAUAAAAUGCCGAGCAACCACCAUAAACAGGUAUUUUAAAGAAGGCAAUUUACCUGUUACUCUAGAUAUACCAACAAACUAAACCAGUAAAACCACAACUAUCCAGACAAAAAAUGUAAAUAACUUUAUUUAUAAUCUAUUUCCAAGUUAAAUGGACACAAGUUGAAAGAGAUGUAACCAUAAGGUAAUAAGAGGUAGGAGAGAUACAGAAAGGGUAGACAAGUUGCAUUUUGCCAGUAUGAUUUCUGUAGCCCUGAAACAGCAUGUCAAUCCAGAGCUGCAAACUUAGUUCUUUCUCAGUAUGCAUGAGUGAUUUUACUUUGUACUUGUUACAUAACCAAAAGUGCAACUGAAACAAUUUCUAAGCUGAAUAUUUCAUUAGGUGUCUUUAUGAUCAGGCAUAGUUAGAAGAAUAUAAUUCCAUGCAAGCAGGUUACAGGAGUUUACAAUUUGAGUGCAAAACACUUUUUUCUCUAACGAUUACCACACUUACAUGCUGAUGGAAUAGUAAUGAUACAAACCCAAUUAGGUGUUAAGUGCAUACUUGCUCUGUUGAAUGAUAAACUGCAAUUGACCUUAAAUUUAAGCAGUAUUUAUGGGGAUUGUGGUUUACCACUUGAUCUAGCAGGAUGAAAAAUUUUAGUGCAAAAUGAAGUGCAGUUAUUACACAGGAAAAGAUUCCUUCCUCAUCCUGUGAUUAAGACAUAUUGCAUGACUGCAAAACAAUCUAGCCUAUUCAAGGCAAAACAGACUUUAGUAUAAAUGAUCCCUCUGUUCCUGGUUCCCAUGGAAAAGCAUGUAAUGACAGCUCCUGUUAUUGGUUUCACUGUUUUUAUUUAGGCUAUAAUGCCCUUUCUGUUAAUGUACAAGAAACAAAGAAUGUUUACAAGUUAAGUAUUGUGCCAGUUGUAGCACAUUCCUAAAGGGUUAGCUACUGCCAUCAAUGUUUUAAUAAAUACCCUGGUUACAUAUUACCUGUACUGGAGUAAAACCUAAACAUGACAAUAUUGUAGUAUGUGAAAUGAAAGUUAUCACUCUAUAAAGAUGAUUUCAAGAGUA
This is a messenger RNA of Aquila chrysaetos chrysaetos, 3732 nucleotides long. RefSeq names its product trafficking protein particle complex subunit 13 (gene TRAPPC13). The record is from RefSeq and is a predicted model, not a curated record. The transcript is spliced from 13 exons. Gene Ontology annotation, cellular component: TRAPPIII protein complex. The coding region runs from base 183 to 1436 and encodes 417 amino acids. Lineage: Eukaryota; Metazoa; Chordata; Aves; Accipitriformes; Accipitridae.